Acanthisitta chloris (rifleman) is the source of this 1572-nucleotide messenger RNA. It is a transcript of the gene RGMB, whose product is annotated as repulsive guidance molecule family member b. Gene Ontology annotation, cellular component: plasma membrane. The transcript is spliced from 2 exons. Bases 1 to 1242 code for a protein of 413 amino acids. Gene Ontology annotation, molecular function: coreceptor activity. Gene Ontology annotation, biological process: BMP signaling pathway. The record is from RefSeq and is a predicted model, not a curated record. Lineage: Eukaryota; Metazoa; Chordata; Aves; Passeriformes; Acanthisittidae.
AUGGACUAUUGCCACCUAAGAGGUUUGCUUGAUUCCUCUCUGCCAUCUGUUUUGUGCCUAGGUGAUUGCCAGCUGCACACAUCUUGUGGGAUACAGAAGUGCACCACCGAUUUUGUGUCCUUCACUUCGCAUCUAAACGUGGCUCUCGAGGACUUUGAUUUGGAGUUCUGCAAGGCCCUGCGUGCGUACUCUGCGUGUACCUAUCGCAAUUCCAAAGUAUGCCGUGGAAACCUAGUCUACCACUCUGCAGUGCUGGGGAUCAGCGACCUCAUGAACCAGCGGAACUGUACUAAAGACGGACCCACAUCCUCCACCAACCCUGAGAUGACCCAUGAUCCUUGCAGUUACAGUGGUCACACAGAAGCCAGAGAACAUCAGGGAGUAGAGAAGACUCCCUCUCCUACUUACCUGUUUUGUGGCUUGUUUGGCGAUCCUCAUCUGAGGACUUUCAAGGAUCACUUCCAGACAUGCAAAGUGGAAGGUGCUUGGCCUCUCAUAGACAAUAACUACAUAUCAGUGCAAGUGACCAAUGUGCCUGUGGUCCCAGGAUCCAGCGCUACUGCUACAAAUAAGAUAACUAUUAUCUUUAAAUCAUACCAAGACUGUACAGAUCAGAAGGUAUAUCAAGCAGUAACUGAUGACUUGCCUGCAGCUUUUGUUGAUGGUACAACAAGUGGAGGUGAUGGGAACACCAGGAGCUUGCUCAUCGUGGAGAAAGUCAGUGGCAAGUACAUCGAAAUGCACGCCAGGUACAUUGGGACCACAGUGUACAUACGGCAGCUCGGGCACUACUUAACGCUGGCCAUACGCAUGCCUCAGGAGCUGGUCAUGGCCUAUGAGGAGAACCAGGAUCUGCAGCUGUGUGUGAAUGGUUGCCCUUCAAGUGAACGUAUUGAUGAUAGUGGCCACUUGCCACUGCCUGUGAUGGGAGCAUUGCAUCCUUGGGGUGGUACUCCUCAUCCCCGAUCAGUGUACACGCUGGAAACCGCCACCACCAAAUGCCAUGAGAAGAUGCUAGUGAAGGACAUCUAUUUCUACUCGUGUAUUUUUGACCUACUCACCACUGGUGAUGCUAACUUCACAGCUGCUGCUCACAGUGCCUUACAGGAUGUGGAGGCACUGCACCCCAGGAAAGAACACUGGCAUAUCUUUCCCAGGAGCGGAGGUGGUGGUAUGGGCAGGGAUAGCAAAUUAUUUGUCAGUCUUGGACUUGUGUACUUGAUCCUUGUUGCAUUUUUCUAGGGUUUCUUUUGUCUAUAACAAAGUUUUGAAAUAUAUAUUGUCAUAAUAUAUUGAGUAAAGAUGAGUAUAUAUGUAUAUACCAUGUAUAUGAAGGGAUGUUUUGUCUUGGGACACCCGCUAGAUUGUACAUACUGUGUUAACUGUUUUCACAUAUGUUUGAUGCAGUAUUCUUUGAAUCUAUUUGUUUUACAGUUGUUGACAUGUUUUAUAAUGUUCCUGCAUUGGGACCUGAUAGAAAGCACUUUAUUUUUUAUAUAUUAAAUAUUUAAGUGUGUAUCUGAGUAACACAUACAAUACUCAGUGCUCCCUCUAAGUAUUACUUGGUUUAAC